CAAAGAUCUGGAUCCGCUAGUGUGUAUAACCCUUGUUAACAAACACUGUUAGUGAACAUUUUUACCAAUUGUGUGAUCUAGUAGGAGGCAGGUGCAGAGCUCUUCAAAUUGAUAUUGAAUAUACAGCUUUACACCAUGACUCUGGUUGUCCUCGUGUCCUUGUGUGCAGUGUUGACUCUGUCUUACGCGAAUCCUCUUAACCCUCGUUCUUGUGUCAUUGAUGGAAAGACUUUCAAGAACGGAGAAAUUAUUCCGUUUCUAGGUUCUAAGUGUGACACGUAUAAUUGUGUAGAUGGACAUCCAAGCCUUUUGAAGGAAGGUUGUAACUGGCAAGGGGAAUGUAUUCCAGUCAAAGGGACAUUAGUUAAAAACUGUAAGACCUAUACUUGUUCUAAAUCUACGAAAGGCUUCACCAUCUCAUUACUGAAAAUAGGUUGUAACUGGCAAGGGGAAUGUAUUCCAGUCAAAGGGACAUUAGUUAAAAACUGUAAGACCUAUACUUGUUCUAAAACUAGGGAAGGUCGCAGCAUCUCAUUACUGGAAAUAGGUUGUGACUUUAAAAACAAAUGCACUCCAGUCAAAGGGACAUUAGUUGAGGACUGUAUCACCUAUACUUGUUUUCUGUAUGAGAACCGUGAUGAAAGAAUAGCCAAUAUGUCCUCCACUAAAAUAAUGUGUGAAGACAAAGAUGGCAUUUGUCGUAAUCCAGGAACUAAAUUUAAAUUAGUUGUAAACGAUAAAAUUUCUGACAAUUGCACAUGUGAAAUUAAAGAGAACUCGAUUGAUUACAAGUGUAAUGGGGACACCUGCCUAAGACGGGAAAAGCCUUCUGUUUAAGUACAAGAUCAUUAAAGCUUUGUCUCAUUCUGGAUAAGUGUUUGGGUUUUGCUUUACAUUCCUAGUUCACAUUAAAGAAAUAUUAUACACUGACAUAGAUUCAUAGCAGAAAGCAACUUGCAGCAGAUAGGCUCAGACAGAAGCAAAUUGAGAGCUCUCUAGACUGUCGCG
This is a messenger RNA of Biomphalaria glabrata, 1008 nucleotides long. RefSeq lists its product as uncharacterized. The transcript has 7 exons. Bases 136 to 837 code for a protein of 233 amino acids. The record is from RefSeq and is a predicted model, not a curated record. NCBI's taxonomy places the organism in Eukaryota, Metazoa, Mollusca, Gastropoda, Planorbidae.